AGUUUCUAUGGCAUUUUACAUAGUAUGUCAAAUUUGUUUGAACGACAUUUUUUUGAAUGAGAAGAAAUACGUUUUAUGACUGAUUAAAAUCAUAUUUUAGUGAUGUUCCAAUCAAUUUUGCUCAUUACGAUGUAUCUGAGUUACACACAUGCACAAGGAACUAUCCCACCGCAUCUCAAUGAGAAUUUCCAACCGAAAGAAGAGGACCCUUCGAAAAAUGACUAUUGUAGCAUGUAUUGUGGGAGGGUACAGCAUACGGGUUGUGACUGCAAACUGGGACCAGGACGACAAGAACAACUGGCAAGAAAAGGAGCAGCGGGACUACGUGCUGGAAUCGUAGAAUAUCACAAUCAUUUAAGAAAUUUGGUCGCAAAUGGAAGUGAUACUCGGGGUAAAGCCGGAAAAGCAGCCAACAUGAUGGCUAUUAGUUACAACUUAGAGCUGGAAUACUUAGCAAGAUGUUUUCUAAGAAGUAGAUUUAUCGGACAUCAAGAUGAAUGCAGGACAAUGGCUAACGGCAGAAAAUUAGGUCAAAAUUCUGGAGGCUUUGAUCAGAUAGAUGACUCCGAUAAAAUAAUCUAUAAACUAAUUGAGCGAUGGUAUGAAGAAAUCAUGGAAAUGACGCCAUCCAUUUUUAGAAAGUUUAAAAUUGAAAGAAGGGUAGGGCAUUUUACAACAAUGGCUUGGGGGGAUGUUAAUGCAAUAGGAUGUGGUCGCGUAAUCGUUAGAAAUCCACUAACACUUAAAUUUUUAUACCCUUCCUUUGAAAGCAUUUUCCUCUGUAACUACGGAAGUACGCUUCCUGGAAACAACAAACAAUUCGGGGUUAAUAUCAUUGGGCGGCCAGUAUAUCUUCCAGGUGAACCAUGCACACUGUGUCCCAAAGACUACCCGUGUAAUAAAGGAUACAAAGCUUUGUGCGGAGAAGUCAGUGCCCCUCCAACUGCCGUUGAAUAUGACUUUGCGCUAGUAGACUAUGCCCCACAAAGCCCAAAGGUUAAACCUUUCAAAGACCCACCUAAACCUAAACCUAAACCUAAAACUAAAGCCAAACCCAAAACCAAAACUAAAACUAAAACUAAAACUAAACCUAAACCUAAAACUAAAACUAAAGCUAAAACUAAAACUAAAAAAACUAAAACUAAACAGAAACAGAAACCUAAACCAACACCCAAAAAAGGAAAAUACGCGCCCGGAAAACCCCCAUACAAUAAACCCAAAAUCGAGGAAGACGAUGACAAAAAAUCCUCACCCAAAAAAAAGUCCAGGAAAAAAUCCAAAAAACCGGAUCUAGACGACCCAGACAACAGGAGCAUCAAAGAAGGAACAUCCUUAGUAAUGAUUUGUUCUAUGUCACUACUAAUCGUAUAUUUUGUGUACUAAACUUUCAAAAUUAAUAAAGUAAUCGCAAUGAAA
Messenger RNA from Tribolium castaneum (red flour beetle), 1416 nucleotides. Its product is annotated as CRISP/Allergen/PR-1. The transcript has 2 exons. The coding region runs from base 103 to 1383 and encodes 426 amino acids. The record is from RefSeq and is a predicted model, not a curated record. NCBI's taxonomy places the organism in Eukaryota, Metazoa, Arthropoda, Insecta, Coleoptera, Tenebrionidae.